Messenger RNA from Fimicolochytrium jonesii, 1014 nucleotides. Its product is annotated as Pam16-domain-containing protein. The transcript is spliced from 4 exons. The record is from RefSeq and is a predicted model, not a curated record. Lineage: Eukaryota; Fungi; Chytridiomycota; Chytridiomycetes; Spizellomycetales; Powellomycetaceae. Gene Ontology annotation, cellular component: TIM23 mitochondrial import inner membrane translocase complex. The coding region runs from base 195 to 590 and encodes 131 amino acids. Gene Ontology annotation, biological process: protein import into mitochondrial matrix.
GUCGCCCAACGACACCGACAGUUCCGAUUCGCACGUCGGGUUUUCCGUCCAUUUGCACUUUUCCGUACGCCCAUUCGGUCUCACUUUACCUUACCUCUCGCCAACAACGAGUAAGCACCCAGUAUACUCCCUGACCAACGACCGCUUGUCCACGAGGAACACUAUCCCCUAGCCACAUUCCAUAAACCCCAAGAAUGGUCAACGCCGCCAAACUGAUAACCCAGAUCGUGCUAACCGGCACACAAAUCUUCGGCCGGGCCUUUGUCGAGGCGUGGAAGCAGGCAGCUAAGAACGGAGCACAGAACGCAGCAGCGGCAGGCACAGGGCGGGCAGGGCAAGACGCCGCGACACGGAAGACGGGGAUAUCGGUCGAGGAGGCGGCGCAGAUAUUGAAUGUGGAUAGGCAGGCUUCUGCAGAGGAGAUGUUGAAGUCAUACGAACACCUCUUCAAACAAAACGACCCAAAAUCCGGUGGAUCAUUCUACCUGCAGUCGAAAGUGUUUAGGGCGAAGGAGCGGCUGGAGCUGGAUCUGAAGCGGAGGGCGGAGGCGGACGGCGGGGGUGGUGAUAAGAGCGCGUCGCCAAAUUGAUGAGAAAUAAAGUAGAGGGACAAGUCAAUUUGGAAUUGAUAUUCGGGGGUGGGAAGCUCGGGGAGGAGAGAUGUGGGGUGGGCACGGACUGCAAACGAUGCGCGGCAUCUGCGGUCGCCAACCCGUGUACAUCCUUUCGUACGAGACGGGGAAUCGAAAACAACGGCCGGGGGCCUCCUGAACAUGCACGCAGAUGAGCGAACUGCGAGGACUACGUACUGUAGAACACCCGGCUGUGAGAUGUCUGCGGGAAGGAAUAGGAGUAGCAAAACCGGUGGCCAUGCGGAUAGGGGCACACACAUACUUGGACGGGGGACGUUCACCCUUCCACCCAUAUCUAUCGCAGGCCCUCGUCCGCCCCACCCCUCGCUACACAGCAUCACACACCUUCGGUUUACGUAUCCAUCCAUAUAAUUAUUUGUAG